Messenger RNA from Fundulus heteroclitus (mummichog), 3559 nucleotides. RefSeq names its product C2H2-type zinc finger protein. Gene Ontology annotation, molecular function: RNA polymerase II cis-regulatory region sequence-specific DNA binding; DNA-binding transcription factor activity. Gene Ontology annotation, biological process: regulation of transcription by RNA polymerase II. The record is from RefSeq and is a predicted model, not a curated record. NCBI's taxonomy places the organism in Eukaryota, Metazoa, Chordata, Actinopteri, Cyprinodontiformes, Fundulidae. The transcript is spliced from 4 exons. The coding region runs from base 137 to 1582 and encodes 481 amino acids.
UGACAAGACACGCCCCUUCCCUUUGGAGGCCAUGUGGUCAGGCUGCGGUUGGUAAAUAAAUGCUAAAUGGCGAUUUUCGUCUCGGACGGAUUCUCCCGGAUGAAACUGUGACUGCCGCGGAGCCCUUGGUGCCAAAAUGUCUGCGGACGUGGUGAACCUCCAGGCGCAGGUGGAGACGUUGCUGGGGACGCUGGUCAAAGCGGCUUCGGUGGAGUUGAUCAAACUGUUCGAGAGCAGAUACCGAGCCUUGGAUGUGGGCCCCGCACAGGAAGAGGAGCGGAACGGAGGCUCGGAGUCACCCUGCGCUGUGUGGAAUGGCGACAGGAGACGAAGCAUCGGCGUGCAGGUGGAGGACGACGACAUCAAGCCUGACUCCGCUCUUCUUGAUACUGAUUGCUUGAGGAAGCCCGAUAAGGUGGAGGGCUGUCCAGUUGCUCCUGAAGUCCAGCCGGCUGAAGAUACUGACCAUCAGUGCGCACCUCUGAAGCAUCAGGUGGAUGAGAGCUUACAGGCUAUUAUAGCAGAUUCUGUGGAUACGGUGGAGCUGAGCGGCCCUGAGGCAGGGUCUCCAGGUCACGGUGACGCUCAAAAAGAUGUCGCUUUGCCUGUUUCUGCAGAGGCGGGUUCUGGAACAUCAAAGUGUGGAUCUACCCAGACGUCCCGUCCUAAGCAGAAGCCUCUUCUGAUUCAACCAGAUACGAGAUCGACGUCCUCUGGGGAGAAGGUGAACUUUGUCUGCCCCCUAAUCCUUACGCCAGACUCCUCCAUUCCCGCGGCGGAGAGUUCGGAGAAGCCGGUUCAAGCUGAGCCCCAGCAGGCCUGUGUCAGCACGGCCAAGGGGACCGCCUACAGUCCCUCCUCGUCCGACGGAGCCGCCACCCCGGCACAGGCCGGCGUGUGGGAGCGGAUCCACUCUCCGAAAGACACUAAGAACCACCUGCAGAUGAAGCUGAAGCUCACCUAUCCUGAUCAGAAGCUGCUGCUUCCCUGCGCCGUACAACUGGUCAACCUGCUCUCCAUUCCAGAGACCUGGACCGGGAGGGACGAUGUCGCCAAGGCUCCCGCUGCCAACAACAAACCGGGCUGGACUACACCCAAAGACCUGCGUCGGCAUCAGGGCCCGCACACGGGCCACCGCCUGUGCUGCUUCACCAGGUGCGGGAGCGACAUCUGGCGCCUGCAGAACAUCGUCACGCACUCCCGCGAAGGAUACGUCUGCGACAGCUGCGGCAAGGCGUUCAAGCGGAGGAAGAUCCUCCGGCGGCACGAGCGCUUCCACACCGGGGCGAAGCCGUACCCGUGCUCCAAGUGCUCCAAGGCCUUCGCCCUGAGGAAGAGCCUCCGCCGCCACAUGAGGUUCCACACCGGCGAGAGGCCGCACGCCUGCGCCCAGUGCGGCAAGAGCUUCCGGCUGCGGGACAACCUGAAGGCGCACCUGCGGUUCCACAGCGGAGAGAAGCCCUUCAGCUGCGCCACGUGCGGCAAGACGUUCCGCAUCAUGAGGAACCUGGAGAAGCACAACCUGAGCCAGUGCGAGUUCUUCGUUCCCUCGUUCAGGAAAAUCGCGGGCUUGGGGGUGUGAAGGCGGCGCGCCGUUGUCUACCUGGGACUGAGAACGCCGGACUGCUGGUGGAGGCAGCGGCCCUCUGAAGCAGAUCGAAGAACACGACCGGUCCUCACCAGCUCCUGAUUGCUUUGGCACUACUGUGAUGACACCCUGUGGGGUUCUGGUGUUAUGGAAACCGAAUGCGGUUCUCUACUUUUAACUGUUCCUCAUUCUUGGAGGCUGUGUAGCGCCAGCUCUGACGUGUUGAAGAAGGGCCAGUUCUGCACAUGCUUUCAGAAGCAUUCGGUGGAUGUUUGUUAAGCCGCUUUGAACACGGAGUUUAUGACACAGAUAUAUUUAGGCCUUUUAAAACCAAACCAGGUCCUUUUAUCUAACCUUUUUGAGGCCCUUUCACUAAGCAAUUAAAACCAGGACACUUUGUGGUCGUCUGUGUGUUUGCUGAUGGGGGUCUGAGCUGGGGAGUGCAGACUUGACAAAUUGGUAAUGGCUGACUUUAGUAAAGGUUACGCCAGCGAUGGCAUGAAGUCUGUAAACCCACCCCACCGCUGGGUUUUAAGGGAACACCCACCCGGACCACCUCUAUGAGACGUUUCAGACGCGAUAUUCGUCGCCUAUUAACACACGAUGGUUGGGGUUCGCCGAGACACAACAGAUCGCUGGACCUUGUGAGGCAGAUUCCACGAUGCCGGAUGGUAGCAGGCAGCUAAAGAGGGGUUCUGUCUGCGGUGGUACGAGUACAGAACCACCCUGUUAAAUAGGUUCUCUCCUCUGCUGUUUACUUGGAAUGAGUCUGAUGGCUCGCCUUCGUGUUUUCUGAAUGUAGAUCUCUUUUCCUUUAGCAGUGUUCUUAGUUUUUCAAUUUUUUUUACUCUUUUCUUCAGUCUGUUAAACUGCUGUUCCUUUCUCUCCUCGUCAACUCUUCAUUUUACGAUAUUUUUGCUUUCAGUUUCCGUCACAACGCUUUGAGGGCCAUUUUGGUUUGAUUUCCUAAAAAUAAAAAUCUUCCUGUCUUGUUUGUUCUUGGUCCAAAUUUUAGAUCCAACUGAGAGCGACCUUUGGUCACGUGAUUGAUGACCUUCCUGAGUGCCGCAGAUUUUCUUUUACUUUUCAUUGUUAGAGCUGAAGUUCCCUCACACCAGGCUUAGAUGCAGCAGGGUUUGAACUCUGUAGGCUUGGUUGCUUAUUUCGACCUUUGUUAUUGUGCUUAUGUCCUGUCUUUGGUUUGCUCGACAUAGUCUAAAGCGAUCUGUUUUAAGUUAUCCGUUUUUGCCAUAUGGGUGGUUUUUGUUCUCUGGGACAAAUCAAGCUAUAAUGACAAUCCUCAAUCAGGAUUAUCACGUCCACACUGUACUUUCCUAUUUUAUUUUGCUACUAUUAGCAUUCCUAAAACUCUAAUCUCAUAUCAGCCUCUGGUUGUUUUUGGUCCUCUGUAGUUCGGGGCUGCUUCAGUACCCGACCUUGACGGAUAUGAAAUGGAGCCGUGUGUCACUUGAAGUUUUCUAAGACCACAGGUUUAAGCUUCGUAUUUGUUUCUACAGCCAGUGGUUUAAAGUCCUUUUCUUUAAUCCAGUCAUACUCUACUGUAGGGAACGUGGCCUAUAUGUCACUCGGGUAUUAUGAUUUGAUAAGUGAGUUGUAAACUUUCAUAGUAUGAGGCAACUGGCCCAAAGGGAUCAAAACCAAAGUACCCGUAUUAGAAAAAAUGUCAGUUACAAGCGUUUAACAAAAUAAGAUCUUGUCAAAUUACAUUGUAUGAUAUUUGAGUAUUUGUAUGACCAUUUAUCUCGACAGAUCAUUAAAAAAAGUUGAAGAAGAAAAAUUCAGUAAUAGGAAACGGCUUAAGUACACAGUUUAUUUACGGGUACAAAGGGGAGGAGAAAGGGAGCAAAUGGCAACACGUGGAUGUAAAAUAGUUACUAAUUAGUUAAGAGAUUAAUUAACUAGGAGCCUCGUUAGAACUCAGGAAAAUGUUAGGAUGAUCAACUCUAGACA